AGUAAUAUGUAAUAAAAUAAUUUUAAGUAAGAAUCACAUCAAUAUUUUUAUUUCUUUGGCAAAAAAUAAUGCCACUUCAUCAAAUUAAUGUCAAUCCAAAUGAUUGGCAGACAUCUCGGUCAAUCAGUUCUAUAAAUGCAUCCAAUCCAAAUUCUGUAGAACAUAUUCUGGAGUGGGCACCAAGGGAACCAGUAUAUGGUCCUAUUGUUACAGUGAUCUCAGAUCACUGUCAUUCAUCAGUGACUACAUUAUCAUCAAGUAAUCAUGAUAUUUGUCGUAUUUGCCAUUGUGAGGGUGAAGUUGGUGCUCCUCUUCUAGCCCCUUGUUACUGCAGUGGAAGUCUUCGGUAUGUGCACCAGGCUUGUCUUCGACAAUGGAUAAAGGCUUCUGAUACAAGUUCUUGUGAAUUAUGUAAAUUCACAUUUAUUAUGCAUACUAAGACAAAACCAUUCUCUGAAUGGGAAAAGUUGGAAAUGCCAGAACGUGAAGUACGUAAAUUAUGGUUUGCAGUAACUUUUUAUGUAGUUGCGGUACUUUGUGUUGCUUGGUCUUUGUAUGUAUUAGUAGAGCGAACCGUUGAAGAAGCUAGGACAGGAUUUGUCGAAUGGGGUUUCUGGAUGAAAAUUAUUAUUGUUGUAAUAGGCAGUACAGGAGGGUUAGUAUUUAUGUAUAUUCAGUGUAAAACUUAUAUUAUGCUGUGUCGACGAUGGAAAACGUUCAAUAGAGUAAUAUUCAUACAAAAUGCUCCAGAAAAAGUGGUUUUUCCAACUUCACCAACAGAGUCACUUCGUGAAGCAACUGUAUCUUUGAAAGAUGGAACUGCCUCAAUGUCAGAGCUGAAUCGCAACCUUUUAUCUCGAUCCAUUGAACCACCUUGCGCUUCCCGAACUAUCAAACCAGACAGUGAUUUGAUUUCACAGAAACACGAUACUCAACUCAAGCUCUAUGUAUUUGACAAGUUUUCUAUAUCAGAAGACAAUUUGUAACUUAUUUUUACAAUAGAGAAACAGAGAAUUCAGGAGCCUAUGAAUAAAAUAGAUGAGAAAACACGAAAGAGAACAUAAAUAUUUAAAAA
Ceratosolen solmsi marchali is the source of this 1075-nucleotide messenger RNA. RefSeq names its product E3 ubiquitin-protein ligase MARCH8. Lineage: Eukaryota; Metazoa; Arthropoda; Insecta; Hymenoptera; Agaonidae. Gene Ontology annotation, molecular function: zinc ion binding. The coding region runs from base 69 to 986 and encodes 305 amino acids. The record is from RefSeq and is a predicted model, not a curated record. The transcript has 5 exons.